This is a messenger RNA of Solanum tuberosum (potato), 1317 nucleotides long. Its product is annotated as thiosulfate/3-mercaptopyruvate sulfurtransferase 1, mitochondrial-like. The transcript has 12 exons. The coding region runs from base 185 to 1141 and encodes 318 amino acids. The record is from RefSeq and is a predicted model, not a curated record. NCBI's taxonomy places the organism in Eukaryota, Viridiplantae, Streptophyta, Magnoliopsida, Solanales, Solanaceae. Gene Ontology annotation, cellular component: mitochondrion. Gene Ontology annotation, molecular function: thiosulfate-cyanide sulfurtransferase activity.
UUUAAAGAAUUAAUUGUAAGAUUAAAACGGGGAAUUGUGAAAGAUCUCUCUUCUUUAAAUCUUCCGCUCUCUGUCUUUUUUCACUCCCCAAUUUCUUCUCUCCGCUUUUACCAGGAAACCAUUUCACUCGCAAGUAGCUCCAACUUACUACUCUAACAAGGUUAAGGGUUAUUUUACUCGUUAUAUGGCUUCCUCAACGGUUGGCGCACAACCAUCAUUCUCAACACUAGCAAUAUCAACCAACGAACCUGUUGUUUCAGUUGACUGGCUCCAUGCAAACAUCAGAGACCCCGACUUAAAGGUGUUAGAUGCAUCUUGGUACAUGCCAGAUGAGCAGAGAAAUCCACUCCAGGAGUAUCAGGUCUCUUGCAUUCCUGGAGCACUAUUCUUUGAUAUAGACGGAAUAACGGAUCGAACUACAAAUUUGCCACAUAUGUUGCCGUCCGAAGAAGCAUUUGCAGCUGCUGUAUCUGCUCUUGGUAUCGAGAACAAAGAUGGGGUUGUUGUAUACGAUGGCAAGGGCAUUUUCAGUGCUGCCCGUGUUUGGUGGAUGUUUCGAGCUUUUGGACAUGACAAAGUUUGGGUUUUAGAUGGUGGCUUGCCAAGAUGGCGUGCUUCAGGUUAUGAUGUCGAGUCACCCGGUGAUGCCAUUCUGAAAGCUAGUGCUGCCACUGAGGCAAUUGAGAAAGUAUACCAAGAACAGAUGGUUGGCCCUACUACCUUCCAGACCAAGUUUCAGCCUCAUCUUGUCUGGACUCUUGAUCAGGUUAAAAGGAACAUUCAAGUAAAGACAUAUCAGCUUAUAGAUGCUCGAUCCAAAGCUAGGUUUGAUGGUGUUGCACCAGAGCCUCGAAAAGGAAUUAAUAGUGGACAUGUACCCGAGAGCAAGUGUAUUCCUUUUCCACAGAUGUUGGAUGGCUCACAUACACUCUUAUCCCGUGAAGAGCUCGAGAAAAAAUUUGGUCAAGAAGGUAUCUCUUUGGACAAGCCUAUAGUUGCCUCUUGUGGCACAGGUGUAACUGCUUGCAUACUUGUCUUGGGCCUCCAUCGACUGGGGAAGACUGACAUUCCAGUCUAUGAUGGUUCAUGGACAGAAUGGGCAACACAGCCAGAUACACCUCUCUCCACAUCUGAAAGAUGAAGACGUUUGUAUGGUCUGCUUGUUUUUAUGGGUGAACAAUGAUGAUGGUGAAUCUAGAUCUGGUUCCUUUUAUUAAUGGUUAGUGUAACAACUUCAAUUGUAUUGUUGAAUGAUAAAAAGUUGUACAAAUUGUCUUAAUUUUACCUUCCAUUAUAUUUUGGAGCCAUUGAUACCCU